Penicillium atrosanguineum is the source of this 492-nucleotide messenger RNA. RefSeq lists its product as uncharacterized. Bases 1 to 492 code for a protein of 163 amino acids. NCBI's taxonomy places the organism in Eukaryota, Fungi, Ascomycota, Eurotiomycetes, Eurotiales, Aspergillaceae. The record is from RefSeq and is a predicted model, not a curated record. The transcript has a single exon.
AUGAGUCUUUCAAUUGCCUCCAAGCUCCUCCUCACAUCCCUCGCGGUUAUUCCGGCCUUUGCCGGCCAGAAAGUCCAGGCUGCAUGGAUGGGUAGCAAUUUCAACACUGUCAGCGGUCCGGGUGGAUCCGGCACAGCAGGUCAUGCUAGUGGCUUUGCCCUACUUGACGAAGAUGGCAAGGAUAUCUACAAUGCUGAUUACCCUGAUGGCUAUGUAGCAUGUGCGGCGGUCGGGCAAACAUUCAAACUCGAUGGUGGAUGCUUGACAGAUGCGCUGUAUUCGUUCAAAUGUACAUCUACCGAGGGUGGAGUUCCAAAGACCUGCGAAGUGCUUGAUGGACACGGUGGCAGCCUAGGUACAGGUAAAGGUGAUUCCAGUACCAGCUUUUUCGGCGUUGGUAUUGCUCAAGGUGGGGGGUGUUCUGUGGAAUUUGAGCUGGCGGAUAAUAUCGAGUGUGGAGAGCAGGGUGGUUUGACCGGGCAUAUCCAGUGA